Molecule: messenger RNA, 4981 nt
Organism: Mus pahari (shrew mouse)
Lineage: Eukaryota; Metazoa; Chordata; Mammalia; Rodentia; Muridae
Gene: Pkd2
Product: polycystin 2, transient receptor potential cation channel
Exons: 15
Coding region: 93-2993 (966 amino acids)
Biological process (GO): detection of mechanical stimulus; potassium ion transmembrane transport; release of sequestered calcium ion into cytosol
Cellular component (GO): membrane
Molecular function (GO): calcium ion binding; voltage-gated sodium channel activity; signaling receptor binding
Source: RefSeq, a predicted model, not a curated record
GGAGCGGGCGGCCGACCCCGGGAAGAAAAGAACAUGGCUCCUGCGGCAGAGGGCGGCGGCGCUCCAAGGCGCGCUGGGCGCCAGUGAGCGCCAUGGUGAACUCCAGCCGCGUGCAGCCGCAGCCGCCCGGGGACGCGGGGCGCUCGCCCGCGCCGCGAGCGUCCGGGCCCGGGCGUCUGGUGGCGGGAGGCGCCGGCCUGGCCGUCCCCGGCGGCCUCCGGGAGCAGCGGGGCCUGGAGAUCGAGAUGGAGCGCAUCCGGCAAGCGGCCGCUCGGGAUCCCCCGGCCGGAGCCUCGGCCUCGCCGUCUCCUCCACUUUCGUCCUGCUCCAGGCAGGCGUGGAGCCGCGACAACCCGGGCUUUGAGGCAGAGGAGGAUGACGACGACGACGAGGUGGAAGGAGAAGAAGGAGGGAUGGUGGUAGAGAUGGACGUGGAGUGGCGCCCGGGCAGCCGGAGGUCGGCCUCCUCCUCGGUCGUGAGCUCGGUGGGCGCCCGCGGCCGAGGGCUCGGGAGCUACCGCGGCGCGGCUCACCUGAGCGGGAGGCGGCGCCGGCUAGAGGACCAGGGCGCGCAGUGUCCCAGCCCUGCGGGCGGCGGGGAUCCGCUACAUCGCCACCUCCCGCUGGACGGCCAGCCGCCCCGAGUGGCCUGGGCAGAGAGGCUGGUGCGCGGGCUGCGAGGUCUCUGGGGAACAAGACUCAUGGAAGAAAGCAACGCCAACAGAGAGAAGUACCUGAAAAGUGUGUUACGGGAGCUGGUCACUUACCUCUUUUUUCUCAUAGUCUUGUGCAUCUUGACCUAUGGCAUGAUGAGCUCCAAUGUGUACUACUAUACUCGGACACUGUCACAGCUAUUCAUAGACACCCCAGUGUCGAAAACAGAGAAAACCAACUUUAAAACUCUUUCUUCCAUGGAGGACUUCUGGAAGUUCACAGAAGGCUCCUUCCUGGAUGGGCUGUACUGGAAGGCACAGACCAGCAACUACACUCAAGCUGACAACCGAAGCUUUAUCUUCUAUGAGAACCUGCUGCUAGGAGUGCCGCGUCUACGCCAACUCCGAGUCAGAAACGGGUCCUGCUCCAUCCCUCAGGACCUGCGAGAUGAAAUUAAAGAGUGCUAUGACGUCUACUCCGUCAGCAGUGAGGACAGGGCUCCGUUUGGACCGCGGAACGGAACUGCGUGGAUCUACUCAAGUGAGAAGGAGCUGAAUGGGAGCAGUCACUGGGGAAUCAUUGCGUCAUACAGUGGAGCAGGUUACUACCUGGAUCUGUCCAGAACCAGGGAGGACACAGCUGCCCAGCUUGCUGGCCUCAGGAGGAACUUCUGGCUGGACCGGGGCACGCGGGCAGCUUUCAUCGACUUCUCGGUGUAUAACGCCAACAUUAACCUGUUCUGUGUGGUCAGGUUAUUGGCGGAGUUCCCAGCAACGGGUGGCGUGGUGCCCUCUUGGCAGUUUCAGCCUGUAAAACUGAUCCGCUAUGUCACAACCUUUGAUUUCUUCCUGGCAGCCUGUGAGAUCAUCUUUUGUUUCUUUAUCCUUUACUAUGUGGUGGAAGAGAUAUUGGAAAUUCGGAUUCACAGACUGAGCUAUUUCAGGAGUUUCUGGAAUUGUCUGGAUGUUGUGAUUGUCGUGUUAUCCGUAGUAGCUAUGGUGAUUAACAUUUACCGAACGUCAAAUGCAGAGGGGCUACUACAGUUUCUCGAAGAUCAAAAUUCUUUCCCCAACUUUGAGCAUGUGGCAUACUGGCAAAUACAGUUCAACAAUAUAGCUGCUGUCAUGAUAUUUUUGGUCUGGAUUAAGCUCUUCAAAUUCAUCAAUUUUAAUAGGACCAUGAGCCAGCUCUCCACAACCAUGUCUCGAUGUGCCAAAGACCUCUUCGGCUUCACUAUCAUGUUCUCCAUCAUCUUCUUGGCAUAUGCACAGCUGGCAUACCUUGUCUUUGGCACCCAGGUCGAUGACUUCAGUACUUUCCAAGAAUGUAUCCUCACCCAGUUCCGCAUCAUUUUGGGUGAUAUCAACUUCGCAGAGAUCGAGGAAGCUAACCGAGUUUUGGGGCCACUUUAUUUUACUACAUUUGUGUUCUUUAUGUUCUUCAUUCUUUUGAAUAUGUUCCUGGCGAUCAUCAAUGAUUCGUACUCUGAAGUGAAAUCCGAUCUGGCCCAGCAGAAAGCAGAAAUGGAACUCUCAGACCUUAUCAGAAAGGGAUGCCAAAAAGCACUGGUCAAACUAAAACUUAAAAGAAACACCGUAGAUGCCAUUUCAGAGAGUCUCCGGCAAGGCGGUGGCAAGCUAAACUUCGAUGAGCUUCGGCAAGACCUGAAAGGGAAGGGCCAUACAGAUGCAGAGAUUGAGGCCAUAUUCACUAAAUAUGACCAGGACGGCGACCAGGAACUGACUGAGCGUGAGCAUCAACAGAUGAGAGAUGACUUGGAGAAAGAGAGGGAGGACCUAGACUUGGAACACAGCUCUUUAGCACGUCCGAUGAGCAGCAGAAGUUUCCCCAGAAGCCUGGAUGACUCUGAGGAGGAGGAUGACGAAGACAGUGGCCAUAGCUCCAGGAGGAGGGGAAGCAUCUCCAGUGGGGUUUCCUAUGAAGAGUUCCAAGUACUGGUGAGGCGAGUGGACCGCAUGGAGCACUCCAUUGGCAGCAUUGUGUCCAAGAUUGACGCUGUGAUUGUCAAGCUGGAGAUCAUGGAGCGGGCCAAGCUGAAGAGACGAGAGGUGUUAGGACGGCUGCUGGAUGGUGUGGCUGAGGAUGCGCGACUGGGUCGGGACAGUGAGAUCCACAGGGAGCAGAUGGAGCGCCUGGUGCGGGAAGAGCUGGAGCGCUGGGAAUCGGAUGAUGCAGCUUCGCAAACAGGUCAUGAUGUAAGCACACAAGUGGGACUCGGUGGUCAGCCGCAUCCCAGAAGCUCGUGCCCUCCUUCCUCGCAGUCUGCAGAGGGCCUGGAAGGUGGAGGUGGAAACGGAAGUGCCAACGUCCAUGCGUAAUCCACACGUGAUUGUGUGUUCCUGAGACAUCCAGAGGUGGCUGUCCAGUACGGCAAUGACAAGUUCUGUAUUUAUAUACCCUGGCUGCAUUAUGAUGCUGGCCUUUGUGACCAGUUGUUAUAAUUUUCUGCACUUUAAUUUAUUUUACGUAAACUUAACCCGUGGUUCAAGGAAGGUUGUCUUACUUUUCUCAUAUGAGAAAUCUAGAUGUAAAUACUGAGUUCAGAAAGAAGAAAACUUUGAAAGUAUGCCAAGUUGCUGCCCUGCCCGUGUCUUCAGGUGACAGUGUUUGGAAGUUAGAGGAGAGCCUUCACUAGCCUCUGAGUUCGUGUGGAGCCGCCACAAUCCACCGCGUUAGUCAGUGCGAGAUGCUAAGGAAAAGCAUGACAUUUCAUUCCACUGAGGCGUAACUCGGAGCUUACUGCACAUCUUUCUUCUAAGGAAGGAGUCGUAUUUCAGCAACCUUUCUGGGGUGCAGAGAAAGGAUAUGUAUGUAGCCACUGUGCUAAAAUGUCUGUGAACAGUUGAGAUAGAUGCUAAGCGCCAUACCAGUUUGUGGCACUAAGCACGUCAUUUAAUUUUUGUGUUAUUUAGCUUUUGUUUCAGGUUUGGCAAGGAAAGCCCAAAAGAUAAAUUGUAGGAUAAAAUGUAGGAUUGGAAGGGGCCUUCAAUUCUUACUACAUUUGACUUUUCAAUUAUUUGUUAGCAUAGAAAUUUCACCAUUUUUCUUUCCUAUGUGUCUCAUUUAUAACCAAAAUUAAUAUUAAAAAACUAAUAAGACAAACACUGAAUAUUUUGGUAUGCAGUGAAAGUUUUAACUCAGCAAAUAUGUACAUGGGAAGCAGUAUUUUAAGAAAGUUUUGAGGUGCAUAAAAGCUCUGUAAAAGUAAAAGGUCUGGUUUACGUUAUAUCUAGAAUAUUCUUAAUAUCUCAAAUAUUCUUAACCUUAUAUUUCAGAAUGGAAUCAUAUAAUGCAAAUUCAGUUCAUUUUUAAGUGAGGGGCCUUGGGUAUUGUAGGUUUAUAUAUUUGCAGAAGGGAUCCACUAAAAAGUAUCAGCAGUAGUUUUCAUUAAGAGAGGGUCUUACAAAAUUUAUAGGAGAAACCUAUAUCUCAGUAUCAUUUUGGUUUUUGUGUCUGUCAAAGACAGGUUUUCACUAUUUAAUCCUGGCUGGCCUGGAACUAACUGUGUAAACUAGGCUGCCCUCAGACUCCCAGAGAUGCACUGGCUCUCAGCCUCUUGAGUGCUGGGAUUAAGGGCCUGUGUGACCACACCAGUUGUUGAAUAACUCGGCCCUUUGAGAGCUAGGGGCUCAGAAGAAACAAAGCCAAGCUGGUAGAGAAGCCAGAGGAAGAGAACAGGUAGAAGAACGUCCUGGGUUUCGAACCAUAUUUGAAAUUCACAAGAACUCAUUGACUUCCCAGAAUAUACCAAACCUCCAACAGACUGCUGAGUAGAUAAUCAUUUUCUCAGCUUCCACAGAAGCGAGGCACACCAUGUUUUCUUGAUUCUGAUGGCUCCACGUCAAUCAUUUUCUUUUGAAUAUGCUGCACUAAUUUUUUCCUUCCUAGGUAUUGGAUUUUGCAUUGCAGGGGUAUUAUUGUGUGUAUGUAUUUAUGUAUGCGUACUGUGCUGUUACAAAGUGAACAAACUUCAACUUGAAGUGCAUUCAUUAUGUGGUAUCCAUGUGCAUUGACCAUGUGUCGUACAUCUAUUAUGGUCACUAGAACAUCUUUUAUGAUGCUUAUUAUUACACUGUUUCUCAUUUAACUUGUAAACUUUUGUAGAAUUCUAUUUUUUUCCGUUUAUAUAUAAGUUCAUAUAUUUUUCUACUUUAGUCCUGUGAAGUUUAUCCCUAGUCACUUUUCUGGUAGUCUCCCCUCUUUAAUGGGUAUAGUUAAGAUUUUACAUAUACAAGAUUCUUUGGACAAUCAACAAUUUCUUAAUUGUAAUAAUGUGUACAUUACUUAAUAAAGACUUGACAUAGUA